GGAACCUCGACUACGACCAGUUUCGCCGCAUUUGGCUUUGGUGGAGAGACGGUCACAUCCGGCAGAUCCCCUGCAUCGAACAAUGCUCUAAUAGGCUACUCCCCUUCACGAGGUGUCAUCCCCGGUCGAGGUCAAUGGCCUCUCUACCCAAUGUGCGAUGUCAUCGUCCCUCAUACACGGUCGAUGAGAGACUUGUUUGAGGUUCUCAACGUCAUCGUGGCUGACGAUAAGAAUGCCGUACCAGGCCUGGACUUCUGGCGUAAUCAGCCCUUUACUCCGGUUCCCAAAUGUUCCGAGGUGCGCCCUACCAACUACCACAGCCUUGAGGAUCGCACCUCUCUGCAAGGGAAGCGCAUCGCAGUUCCUAAGUGUUAUCUUGGCGUUCAGGGAGCGCAGCCAGCUACAGUUUGCACAGACUCGGUGCUGGAACUCUGGAACCAAGCCCGGGUCGACCUCGAAUCCCUCGGAGCGACUGUGGUAGAAACAGAUUUCCCCCUCAUGGAGCAGUAUGCGAAAAAGGACUUCCCUGGACAGAGCUCCAAUGUGCCUGGCAUAUCCAGUGAAUGGGUCAGCUUGGAACGCUGCGAGAUGAUCGCCUUGGCCUGGGACGACUUCCUACGUGCUAACGGUGACGAACAAUACCCCAACUUGCUCGCUGCCGACCCAGACCGAAUCCACCCUCUGGUCGCUCCAAUGGACGAUCCAUCACUACAUUCCGAGGCCCAGAACCAAGUCCGGUAUUCGGACAUGUUUGAGGCUGUGCGACUCCGCAAAAACGACAUAUACACUCUCCCCGGAUGUGAGCAGGCGGUUAACGCCCUCGAAGAUAUGCGAAAACAGCUCUACGAGGAUUGGAUGGACAACAACGGUUUUGACAUGAUGGUGUUUCCUACAAACGGAGAUGUUCCCUAUGCUGACGCCGAUGAGAACCGCGAGUCGAUGCUUCACGCCCUCCAGGAAGGAAUCAAGUAUUCCAACGGCGGUCGAGCACUCAAGCACCUUGGCGUUCCUUGCAUAACUGUUCCAAUGGGUACCAUGAAGGACAAAAAGAUUCCAGUUGGGCUCAACUUCUGCUCCAAAGCCUGGGAAGACGAGAACUUGCUCCGGUGGGCCUUUGCGUACGAAGCAGGCUCGCAGAAACGAACGAUACCCCCGCUCACUCCGGCCCUACCCUCCGAUCAAAUCCUCUUCACCGAUCCUCAACCAUUCGCCUCAAGAAAAUCCGCCCCAUUCCUAGAGAUUGAGAACAACAGCUAUGAAAGAGAGCAGUCCGCCGAUGACGAAAUCCGCAUCGUAUCAGCGUCGGGCAGCGUGGGAGUUGCCGAUUCGGCAAUCCAACUGACUACCGUCAUAGCUUUUGUGAAUGGUGAUCCAUUUGAGGGUAUUACGGUGAAGGAUGGCAAAUGGUCAUUCCAGGGCCGCCUACAGCGACCGAAAAGGAUGGAAAGGUUUCCCACAUUGACCACAGUACCAAAGGAUCAGUUUAUGGUGGUUAUUGUAGCAAAGGCCUCCAAUGGGAGGUCUGCGGCCAAGCUGUUGAUGAUUGACUAGAGCUGGAUGCGUCCUUGGCAAUGCGAGAUACGUUGAGAAUUAUAAAC
Ilyonectria robusta is the source of this 1598-nucleotide messenger RNA. RefSeq names its product amidase signature domain-containing protein. The record is from RefSeq and is a predicted model, not a curated record. NCBI's taxonomy places the organism in Eukaryota, Fungi, Ascomycota, Sordariomycetes, Hypocreales, Nectriaceae. The coding region runs from base 151 to 1551 and encodes 466 amino acids. The transcript has a single exon.